Molecule: messenger RNA, 2627 nt
Organism: Pundamilia nyererei
Lineage: Eukaryota; Metazoa; Chordata; Actinopteri; Cichliformes; Cichlidae
Gene: flvcr2a
Product: FLVCR choline and putative heme transporter 2a
Exons: 10
Coding region: 720-2207 (495 amino acids)
Biological process (GO): transmembrane transport; heme export
Cellular component (GO): membrane
Molecular function (GO): heme binding; heme transmembrane transporter activity
Source: RefSeq, a predicted model, not a curated record
UUGGUUUAGACAUGUAAAUCAUUUUUUCAAUUAUUGAAAUAAGAAAAACACCAAAUUCUCAGCAUGCACGAACAAAUAAGCACAAAGACGCCCGUUGUUGUUAUCAGAGGGGAUUUAACACGCAGAUUAAAACCGCAGUGGCUGAGGCAAAAGGAACUAAAGCUUCAGGAGAGAAGUAGGCUGACAGCAACGUUACUGUAAGUUAGCUGAGCUCCGAGUGGGUAUUUUUUGCGGCAUAGUGAUAAUUUGCUGUGUUGCAACAGGGGAUGAAGUCGAAACAUGCAGCAGUACUGACAUGAGCAGCUCAGACAGAAUGCACUGUGUCGUCUUCAGAGGUUAUCUCUGCUCUGUCAUGUUGAGGGUUUCUCUCAGAGCUCCCGAGGAACAGCCACUGUCAUUUCUUAUCUCAACAGCUGGGUGGAGUAAAAGUCGCUGUCAACACGUUCUUCAAAGGGAAUUUCUCAGAAAGCUCAAGUGUAUAUACUCAGGAGCCGGUUAGACAUCUCAAUUAAAGGCUGAUCAGUCUAAAGGGGUUCGAGGCACAGAGGAAGUCCGACAGCUGAAUGGUUUUUGGCAGUGUCACGUGGAACGAAAGUGAUACUUGGGUUUUUUCCCUCCUAUUUUCGUUUUUUUCUUUUCUUUUUUAAAGGACAUCUUAAGUAGGUUAGUGUCGCGGUGGCUGUGCUUCAGUUCAGUUCAGUUCAUUUCUGGAGCAGAUAAUGGGGGACAGGUGCGCUCCGGAUACGACGGAGAAUGGUCCACACAUGGGAGUAAUAGGUCCAGCUGCCGCGGACCCCAUUGAACACAGCGGGAUCAUAAACAGGGAGAGCGACUUGGGGGUCACUACGCGUCUAUACAAGAGGCGAUGGAUGAUAGUGUUCCUCUUCAGCUCUUACUCUCUGAUCAACGCUUACCAAUGGAUCCAAUACGCGAUCAUCAGCAACAUAAUUAUGAAGUUCUACAAGGUGGAAGCCUUCGCGGUGGACUGGCUGUCUAUGGUCUACAUGCUCACAUACAUCCCCUUCAUUUUCCCAGUCACCUGGCUCCUGGAUAUUAGGGGACUGCGGGUCACAGCGCUGAUUGCGAAUGCGCUCAACUGCGCCGGGACAUGGAUAAAGGUGGCCAGUGCCAAACCGAGCCUAUUCUGGGUCACCAUGCUUGGACAGUUUAUGAGUUCCUUUGCCCAGGUUUUCAUCCUCGGGAUGCCCUCCCGCCUGGCGUCGGUGUGGUUCGGAGCGAAUGAGGUUUCCACCGCCUGCUCCAUUGGAGUUUUUGGCAACCAGUUGGGUAUUGCCAUUGGGUUCCUGGUUCCACCCAUCCUCGUGCCUAACGUGGAUGACAUGGACGAGCUGGCACAUCAUAUCAGUAUCAUGUUCUACAUUAGCGCAGGCAUGGCCACCGCCAUCUUGGUCCUUGUGGUCAUCGUGUUUCAGGAGAAACCUGAGAUCCCACCCAGCCAGGCCCAGGCACAGGCCAGGAACAUGCAGCCUGAUGAGUACUCCUACACAGCCUCCAUCUUGAGUCUGCUGCGCAACAAGCCCUUCAUGCUCCUGGUGGUCAGCUAUGGCUUGAAUGUUGGCUGCUUCUAUGCUAUUUCCACACUGUUGAACCGGAUGAUCAUUGAGCACUAUCCUGGUGAAGAGGUGAAUGCUGGGAGAAUCGGUCUGACCAUUGUCAUUGCUGGCAUGGCGGGCUCUCUCAUAUGUGGCAUAUGGCUGGACAAGACCAAAACCUACAAACAGACCACCUUGGCCGUGUAUAUCCUUUCUCUAACUGGGAUGCUGGCCUACACCUUCACCCUCAACUUGGGUCACCUGUGGGUGGUGUUCGUUACAGCUGGAGUUUUAGGUUUCUUUAUGACAGGAUACCUGCCUCUGGGUUUCGAGUACGCAGUAGAGCUCACCUACCCAGAAUCAGAGGGGACCUCGUCCGGACUGCUUAACUGUUCAGCUCAGAUCUUUGGAAUCAUUUUCACCAUAGCUCAGGGAAAGAUCAUGGAUUACUGGGGAACUUUAGCUGGAAACAUAUUCUUGUGCAUCUUUCUGCUAAUAGGAACAGUGGUGACAGGAUUUAUCAAAUCCGACCUCCGACGGCAGAAGGCCAACCAACAGGUUGAGGUGCAGACAGUGAGUCCUGCAGGCUCCCUGUCAUCGGUGCAGGACUACGGGGCCACGUCGUGCGGCAGCCCCUGGCAACAGCAGUCUUGACAUUAACCCACAAGCUCACAAACACCAAAACACACACCUGCCAAGGUAGGGUGAAAAAAGGGUUUUAACGAUUGUGUACACGAUCAUGUUUGCAUUUACUUGAAGGUGUUACCGGUUAAACUGCAGCGCAUUGUACUCGACUGCACAAUCAGCCCUUUAAAUCGCACAAACAGACUCGGUGUCAUUGUGGAAUUAAACGUUUAUCCGGUGAUUGCAACUCAUCUGAAGUUCAUUGUGAAAAGACACGUGAUGAGGUGUACUGAAUGUGAAGAGAUGUGUGUUGCUGAUAUAAUAUUGAUGUUGAACUCUGCUGCCACUUCACUCAUUUUACUGCAUCACGUCUGUCCUUUGCAGACAAUUACUGCUGAUCUGGAAAGAGGAAUCUCUCCACCUGAAAUCUUGAAAGAGGUGAGGUUGUGA